AAGGCGGUUAAGAGGAUCCAAUUUCCAUUGCCCGAUGAAGACCAGCUGCAAUUAAUUAUACCAUUUGAACACGACGACUACGAAACUUUCUAGUAACGGUUCAUUUUAGUUCUUUUGUCAGAGAAUGCUCUUUUCGGGACCCACAGUACCGAUGUGGGAUCCAUCAUCCUUCACCGGUAAACAGGCGCCAUAUGUUGUUUUCUUGAUUUCGCGGCUAAAACCGUAGAGCCUCCCCUCACCACUCACCACUCACCGCUCACCACCCUCCACCACUCCAUCGCCAUCACCAUCACCAUCCACUCUUUUUUCGAACUUUCUUUCGCCAUUCUUCCCCCCCACCCCCCGGUCUUUGUCCUAUCUUUAAUAUAAGCUUCUCGAAUCUCAAUUUUCAUUUCCCCACCGCUACCACAUCCUCCCCCUCCCCUUCCCGAAGGAAAAAAUAGUAAUAAAUGAGCUUCUCUUCCAGUUACAGUAAUCUCCGUCUUACGCCAAACCGCUGCGACAACCUCUUCUUUUGCUCCCCUCAAAAUCCUUUCCAAAUCCGCGAAUUUCGCGUUUACAGGAAACGACGCAGUUUGAAGCUCUUCCGCUCAAACCCCACUCUCCAAAGCCAAUUCAAUUUCUCUUUCGAUAACAACGUUUUCCAGAACCUUCCUUCGCUCGAUCUUCUCACGCCGGUUUUGGGUCUAACUUCCGGUGUCGCUCUUUAUUUAUCGUCGCGGCUGAAUUUAGCUUCCGGAGGUGAAAACAAUGUCUGCGAUAUUGGAGAGUGGAUUUUGUUCACCAGUCCGACGCCGUUUAAUCGAUUCGUCAUCCUUCGAUGCCCUUCUAUAUCGUUCGAAGGGAGUGAGCUGAUGGAGGAUGUGAACGAGAGGUUGGUGAAAGAAGAUAGGCAUUUCGUGAGGCUAAAUAGCGGGAGGAUGAUACAGGCGAGUAGAAUCAGGGGAGAGGAGCCGGAUGAGUUGGAAUACCAGAGACUUUGUAUAAACACGGAGGAUGGCGGUGUAAUUUCAAUUGAUUGGCCGGCGAAGUUAGACUUGAGCGAGGAACAUGGAUUGGACACGACAGUUUUGGUGGUUCCGGGAACGGCGGAGGGUAGUAUGGACGACAAGGUGAAGGCGUUUGUUAAGGAGGCAGUUUUUUGUGGGUUUUUUCCGGUUGUUAUGAAUCCUCGAGGUUGCGCCAGCUCGCCACUCACCACUCCUCGGUUGUUUACAGCUGCUGACAGUGAUGAUAUCUCAACUGCUAUACAGUUUGUUAAUAAGGCAAGACCAUGGAACACAUUGAUGGGUGUUGGCUGGGGAUAUGGCGCAAACAUCUUGACAAAAUACUUGGCUGAAGCUGGUGAGAAAACACCUUUGACAGCUGCGACUUGCAUAGAUAAUCCUUUUGACUUGGAGGAAGCUACAAGAUUGACUCCUUAUCACAUUGCUUUAAAUGAAAAACUCACUGGUGGUCUUGUAGAUAUUCUACGAUCUAAUAAGGAACUAUUUCUAGGCCGAGCAAAAGGGUUUGAUGUGGAAAAGGCUUUAUCAGCCAAAUCUGUUCGUGACUUUGAUAAGGCAAUAUCGAUGGUCUCUUACGGUUUUGAGGCCAUAGAAGACUUUUACUCAAAAUGUAGUUCACGAAGCUUAGUUGGCAAAGUUAAGAUUCCAGUUCUUUACAUACAGAAUGAUGGUGGAUCAGUUCCACUAUUUUCCAUUCCACGUGGUUUGAUUGCAGAAAAUCCUUUUACCAGCCUGCUCCUCUGUUCUUGUUCAUCAUCUAGAGCUACGGUAUCGUGGUGCCAUCAUCUUACUAUUGAGUGGCUUACUGCGGUAGAGCUUGGACUUCUAAAGGGCCGUCAUCCUCUUCUAAAAGAUGUUGACAUCACCAUCAAUCCUUCAAAAGGCUUCGCUUUCACAGAAGGUGGGUUGACUGGUAAAGGUGGAAACACUAAGAAGCUUUUGGAUCUUUCCAGAUUAAAUUCUGUAAAUGGCUAUUCCGUUGGUCCUAGAAGAGGCAUGUUAGAAGAUGGUGAUACAGCUCCUAGCAUCCACCUUCAGUCCAGACAAGAUUCACUCAAGGACAUGGAACUUCAAGAGAAGGGAUUGCAUAGAGUGCACAAUGAUAUGUUAGCACAGUCCAAACCUCUUGAAGCAGAGUUGGCCAAAGAGGAAGCUGAACUAGAAGAUGGUGAAAGAGGGCAAGUUUUACAAACUGCACAAGUAGCUAUGAAUAUGCUUGAUGUAACCAUGCCUGGAACUUUGAAAGAAGCUGAGAAGCAGAAGGUCCUGGCUGCUGUUAAUCAAGGUGAGACGCUUUUGAAAGCCUUGCAAGAUGCUGUUCCAGAAGAUGUUCGUGAAAAACUCACAGAAGCUGUAUCUGUUAUUAUGCAUUCUCAAGGCACAAACUUAAAACAAGGUAUUGAGAGGAUUCCCAAGAUGCAAUCAGGGUUUAAAUCAAAAGUCCACGAAAGUGUUAGUGAUGCUCAUUCUACAGAUGAGAUAAAAAGAACUGAGGGUUUGGCAGAUGGGACUGAUAACAAUCAAGUUGGCUCAGAGAAAGCUACUGCUGGACAGGGAUCAGAAUCUCGGCCGUUAGACAAUAUGCAAAGCUCCAAUGAUGUAGGUCAAUCUCAAUCAAUAAGUGGAGAUCAAGGUGAUAUUUCUUCUUCAGUCAGGAAGGAUGCAAGUGAAACGGGAAAAAUUCAUGAAAGUGAUGAUCUCAACAGUGAAAAGGCUUCUCUACAUGCUGACUCAAUCGAACCAGGAUCAGUAACUAAUGUUAAUUUGACUACCCAAGAUGAAAAGGAAGGUAGCACAGACGAAAUUGUUGAGUCCAAAGCAGACCCAGAUGGUGGAGUAGAUCGAGUUGAAAUGAAGUAUAAUAAUAGACCCCGGCAAAAGGAAGAAAAAGUCGUGGAUUCUUUGACUGAUGAAAAUAAUGCGGCACCAUCAGGAUCUUCUGAAGCCCAGCCAGAGGAAAGUGAAAGGAAUGAUAAUCGGAAAAAAGAUCUGCAACAUCCACCCGAUCAAAAUAAGUCUACCGUCACUGAUUCCAAUGCUCCAACCUUCAAUGUUUCUCAAGCAUUAGAUGCUCUGACAGGGAUGGAUGAUUCCACCCAAGUAGCUGUUAACAGUGUGUUUGGUGUGUUAGAAAAUAUGAUUACUCAAUUUGAGGAAGAAAAAGAAGAAAAUGGUUCUCAUGAUGGACGUGAGCUUAGGACUGAUAAUACCAAUUCUGUUCCUGAGACACAAGGUACAUUUGGAAAAAAAGAGGGCAGUGAAAAUGAUAACAAAUUGAGAGAAACCGAAGGCAGUAAAGAUAACCAGAGUAUGAUUUCUGAUAGGUUGCAUGAUCCUCCCAUUCAUAAUGAUCAUGGUAAUAGUUCAGACUUAGGGGAUGACUCAACAAGUGAACGGCUGGAGGAGGAGUCCCCAGAAAGUCCUGCUUCAUCAGAGGGGAAUGGUAGUGAUGAUUCUCAGGAACAAAUUGUUGGCAAUAGUUUGGAUUUGCCAAUAAACAAUGAUCAUAUAGUUGGUUGUAAAAUGGUGGCUGAUUAUUCAUAUAGACCCAUAAAUAGCACUCCCUCGUAUAUAAAUGCAAGUCAAUAUGAGGACUUUCUUCAUAGUGAGUACUUCCAGAGAUAUUUGCUUUCAAAACAAACUACCAAACCACUAGAUGUAGAUACGACUACUGCUUUAUUGUUUGACUACUUUCCAGAAGAAGGUCAGUGGAUGCUCUUGGAACAACCAGGAGAGAAUGGAGAUUCUGCUGGUGAUGUUACAACUCAUAGCAGAGAGCCUGAGGCUCCAGCUGCUGGAGUUAGCAAAAUCAAAAAUUACAUCGAACCAUCAUAUGUGAUAUUAGAUACUGAAAGACAGCACAACCCUUUUGGAGAGUUUGAGACCAUAGACAAUACAAAUGGAUAUUCUAGAAAGGAUGGUAAGGGAUUAGAGGAAUUGAUGCAGCUUGUAAAAGUCACUAUAUUGGAUUCUUUGAGGGUGGAAGUUGAUCGCAGGCUAAGUGCAUCUGACAUGGAAGAAAUGGAAUCUCAACUUGCUAUGGAUAUUGAAACAGUUGCAACUGCAGUUUCUCUGUCCAUUGGAGAUUAUAAGGAGCCUAAUGAUUUUGAGGGCAAAGAGUAUGUUAUUGACAAUUCCUCAGAAAAAGCCGGAACUGUUAAUGGAGAGAAUGUUGUCAGGGCUAUUUCAUCUGCUAUUCAGAGCACAAGUUAUCUAAGGAGAGUGCUGCCAGUUGGUGUUAUUAUAGGAUCUAGCUUAGCUGGUCUGAGAAAGUAUUUUGAUCUAUCUACGGUUCAUGAUGAGUAUAUAAGUGAAGUUAAACCUGCUGAUGAAACCCAGGUAUCUAGGGAAAAGAAUCAUGGGAAAACUAGUAUAAUCGAUAUUGAUCAAUCACCAGUUUAUGAAACUAGUCAAAAUGGUACUUCGCAUAGCCCUAGUAGCAAAGAAGUGGUAGAAACUGGUUUGAAAACCCUAAACAAGGAUGAUGUCAUGGUUGGUGCUGUUACAGCUGCUCUAGGAGCAUCGGCUUUGCUAGCGCCACUGCCAGACAAGGAACCACUUGAAGAAAAUGAAACUGCAGAAAGUUCAUCCAGGAUCUUCAAGGAGAAAGGCCAUCAACAUAAGGAGCCUGGAAUUCCUGAGGGAGCAGUAGCUGACAAACACCAAAUUAACAUGGUCACUAGUCUUGCUGAGAAAGCCUUGUCAGUUGCUGGUCCUGUUGUGCCUAUGAAGGAGGAUGGUGAAUUGGAUCAAGAAAGAUUGGUUGCUAUGUUAGCAGAUUUGGGACAAAGGGGCGGUGUGUUGAGGCUAGUUGGUAAAAUUGCUUUGCUUUGGGGUGGUAUACGUGGUGCAAUGAGUCUAACAGAUAGGCUUAUCACAUUUCUGCAUAUAGCUGAACGCCCCUUAUACCAAAGGAUUCUUGGCUUUGUCAGCAUGGUUCUUGUUUUGUGGUCACCAGUUAUUGUUCCAUUGCUUCCAGCUCUUGUGCAGAGCUGGACCAAAAAAACUCCCGCCAAGUUUGCUGAACUUGUUUCGAUUCUUGGCUUUUAUGUUGCUCUCAUGAUACUUGUCAUGUUAUGGGGUAAAAGAAUACGUGGCUAUCAAAAUCCACAUGAGCAGUAUGGACUGGAGUUGACAUCAUCAACGAUCAAAGGUCUUAUCAUGGGCUUGAUUGGAGGAGUCAUACUCGUAGUGUCAAUACAAUCUGUAAAUUCUUUGCUUGGCUGUGUCAGUUGGUCUUGGCCUUCAAAUCCUCUUCCAUCCUCUUUGGACUUAUUGGCUAGGCUCAAAGUUUAUGGGAAACUGCUUGUGUUUGCUGUUCGAGGAAUUGCUACUGCAACUGGCAUUGUGCUUGUUGAAGAACUGGUUUUAGGUCAUGGCUACCUGAUGAAAUUGCUGCAGAUUUUGGCUAUCAUUGUGGAAUUAUUAUAUCAGGACUUGCAUUUUCUUUGUUCCAGAGGUCUCUAAUGGCGAUACCAGGGUUAUGGCUUUUAUCAUUAGCUCUAUCAGGCAUUCGGCAAAGAAAUGAGGGCAGCCUCUCGGUUCCAAUUGGGUUGCGGACUG
Gossypium arboreum is the source of this 5570-nucleotide messenger RNA. RefSeq lists its product as uncharacterized. Bases 450 to 5474 code for a protein of 1674 amino acids. Gene Ontology annotation, molecular function: monoacylglycerol lipase activity; short-chain carboxylesterase activity. The record is from RefSeq and is a predicted model, not a curated record. The transcript is spliced from 11 exons. Lineage: Eukaryota; Viridiplantae; Streptophyta; Magnoliopsida; Malvales; Malvaceae.